Molecule: messenger RNA, 4009 nt
Organism: Phyllostomus hastatus (greater spear-nosed bat)
Lineage: Eukaryota; Metazoa; Chordata; Mammalia; Chiroptera; Phyllostomidae
Gene: LIMS1
Product: LIM zinc finger domain containing 1
Exons: 10
Coding region: 131-1213 (360 amino acids)
Biological process (GO): cell-cell adhesion; cell-cell junction organization; positive regulation of integrin-mediated signaling pathway
Cellular component (GO): focal adhesion; cytoplasm; cell-cell junction
Source: RefSeq, a predicted model, not a curated record
UGGAGGUUUCUAACUCUGGGUCAGGUGUGCUGAGAUUCAGCAGCAGAAAGCCUGUCUUUCUUAGCCCUGGCAGUCAUGCUGCUCAGCAUAAAUACUUUAAAAUGUCAGUAAUUUAUGUGUAGAGAGAAAUAUGACUGCUUUACAGCUUAAAGAGCUUUCACAUUCAGGUCUCUACAGGAGAAGACGAGAUCGUGCUGAUAGUUUGAGAGUAACUGGGGAGGAAGAGCUAAGUAACAUGGCCAAUGCCCUUGCCAAUGCUAUCUGUGAGCGCUGCAAGGGGGGUUUUGCUCCCGCUGAGAAGAUCGUAAACAGUAAUGGCGAGUUGUACCAUGAGCAGUGUUUUGUGUGUGCUCAGUGCUUCCAGCAGUUCCCAGAAGGACUUUUCUAUGAGUUUGAAGGAAGGAAGUACUGUGAACAUGAUUUUCAGAUGCUCUUUGCACCUUGCUGUCAUCAAUGUGGUGAGUUCAUCAUUGGCCGAGUUAUCAAAGCAAUGAACAACAGCUGGCACCCUGAGUGCUUCCGCUGCGACCUCUGCCAGCAAGUCCUGGCAGACAUCGGGUUUGUCAAAAAUGCUGGCAGACAUCUGUGUCGCCCCUGUCAUAAUCGUGAGAAAGCCAGGGGCCUUGGAAAAUACAUCUGCCAGAAAUGCCACGCCAUCAUUGAUGAACAGCCUUUGAUUUUCAAGAAUGACCCUUACCAUCCAGACCAUUUCAACUGUGCCAACUGCGGGAAGGAGCUGACUGCUGAUGCCCGGGAGCUGAAAGGAGAACUGUAUUGCUUGCCAUGCCAUGACAAAAUGGGAGUCCCCAUAUGUGGCGCUUGUCGAAGGCCCAUUGAAGGGCGCGUGGUAAAUGCCAUGGGAAAACAGUGGCAUGUGGAGCAUUUUGUUUGUGCCAAGUGUGAAAAACCAUUUCUUGGACAUCGCCAUUAUGAAAGGAAGGGCCUGGCAUAUUGUGAAACCCACUAUAACCAGCUAUUUGGUGAUGUUUGUUUCCACUGCAACCGUGUUAUAGAAGGUGAUGUGGUCUCUGCUCUUAAUAAGGCCUGGUGUGUGAACUGUUUUGCCUGUUCUACCUGCAACACUAAAUUAACACUCAAGAAUAAAUUUGUGGAGUUUGAUAUGAAACCAGUCUGUAAGAAGUGCUAUGAGAAGUUUCCGCUGGAACUGAAGAAAAGACUUAAGAAACUAGCUGAGACCUUAGGAAGGAAAUAACUUCCUUUAUUUUACCUUUUUCUCUUCUCUGCAAAGAUAAGGGAGUACCAACAUUAUUGAUCUGAUCCAUCCUACUUAAACCUGUCUCAGAAUAAUUGAGUGAAGAGGACCUAAAUGAAUGGUUUUCUUCAUCUCCUUUUUCUCAUUAAAAAAGAAAAAAUGUUUAUGUCAUCAUAUUUAAAAUAGAUGACAUCAAGAUUUGCCUUUGUUAAGAACAUUUACCAAUUUAUUAAAAUGAAGAUUAUACUUCAUAGCAAAAAAAUGCAUGCUUAAAUGUUAAAUUUUAAUUAAGGUCCAAAAAAUUAACUGCAACUUUUUUUUUUAUAUUACCACUUAGUCCCCUUCUACCACACUUCUUGAAAUCACCACACUUUUGUCCAUGUCUAUAAGUCCUUUUUUCCUUUUUGUUCUCUACAACUUUUGUUUUUAGUUGUCUUUUUAAAAUCAAAUACAGCUUUUUAAAAUGAGAGUAUGGAGUUGGCUUUUACAUGACUCAGAUUAAAAAAUAUAAACAUUAUUUUAUUUUGUACUCAAAACAAAAUUAAUUCCAACUGCUAUUGGGGAGUAUACAAGGGUGAAAAAUAACCAAGAAAAACAAGUCUUAAUGGAAUCUUAGCAUGUUUAUCAAACCGGUAGCUGUAAAAUGAAUAUACACGUUACCACGAAUCAAGUGUUUUCAGAACUACUUGAUUUGAUUUUUUUUGUUGUAAUUGUUAAAUGCAAUAAUUAUGCUUAGUUUUUUCAAAUUAUGCUUAGUUUUGUAUUUUGUUUUCCUUGUGAUUUCUUUCUUUAUACAGUUAACACAGUAGUUAUAGCUAGCUAAUAGUUUGCCUUUUUAAAAUUUUGUGCAAAAGUUUAUUCUAUGUAUUUGAAAUUACAGUAUUAUUUGCAGUAUUGGAAAAAUGAAAGUUUUUGUAUGUAUCACAGCAAUUAUGCUUUUAAGCUUAAUGUCAAAGAGUAGUUGUAGAAUAGGACAUGAAAUUAAAUUUUAUGUAGCUUGGAAUAUAUGAGUUAAAAAAAGUGAAUGUAUAUGUUCUGGUCAUAUUGCCUUUAUAAUCAAGUUAAUAUCUAUGCUUUAGACAUAAACUUGCCUUGCCUUAGAAAAACACAUAAUUUAAUCAGGAAUUCUAGCUGUUCUAUACAGUACCAACUAAAAGUAAAUGAAUUGGUUGAGGUUUAUAAACUCAGAUUUAUUUACCACAGCUGUGAUUGUAUUUUUAAAAUUUUUUAUCCCUCUUUGGGAAACAUUAAAAUUAACUUCUGCCAUCUUAUUAGAAGAGAAUGAUGUUGAUAGAUGUUUCAAGCUUUUCAUUUCAGAUCUAAUAAUUCAUUGGAUUUUAUUUGCUGUAAGUAAGAUGUAUAAAUGGCACUUUUAAAUUGGAAAAGGGAUGUUUCUCAACUUUAGGUCAAAAAUAGUGAAUUAUUCUACUUCAUAAAAUGUUUUAUUCUGGAGUUCCUGGAUCAUUCUUUCUUGAUAAAAUUGUAUGCAAAGCAUUUAGUCAUGAAUAUUAUUUGAGUGUUGCUGCUGCUGUGUUUUCAUUUAAAAGAAAGUUACCAAGAUGAGCUUUUAAGGGGAAAGUUAUUGUUUUUCCAAAAAUUACUAAAAUAUUGCUUUGCUAUUAAACAUACCAUCUCAGGAUGCUACUAUUCUGCCAUUAAAACAUUUCUCUGCAUGUAUUAAAAAGUGUAUGUAUGCACUUUACAGGGUAAAUCCUAUUUCAGGUUUCAGACAACUUAACAACCACUAAUUUAUUUUUAGUGUUCCUGAAAGAAUCACAAGUGGUUGAAAAAAUAAUUAAGUAUAUAGUUUAAGAUGGCAUGUGUUCAGAAGUUUAAAACAGUCUUUGCAUUUGACAGUAAGAAUCAAAAUCCCUCCAGUGUGCCUUUUUCAGCUAAUUUAUGACCAGCAAUGAAAACCUUGAAUGUGUUUAUUAAAUAUUAUACUAUGGAUAUAGGCAGAAUAGUACGGAGUUUGCAGUAGGGUCUUGAUGCUAAAUUCUAAAAUACUUCUACACCAGAAAUACAAAGCAGAAUAGCAACCAUUAUACAUAUACAUAUACAUAUACAUAUACAUAUACAUAUACAUCCUAUAUUCUUAAUCACUUUGAAGAUGCAUUGACUGAACUUAGCUGCUUUGUUUAUGUACCCUACAUAGCCAGGCCUCUCCUGCAGCUAGAGGUCCCAGUGCUCUCUUUGCUUAUUCUUCUUUUGAAAUACGAGUUAAUAUUUCCCAGAUGUUCAACUUGUUAGGGUAUUUUAUCUGGAUACAGUACUUCCUUAAUAAGGCUGUCAUUGGAGCCCUUACGUGGGAAGGAGGAAAAAGUUGAAAAACUGUAUUGGCAUAGAAGACAAAUUUGGUUUAGUUCAUAAUAUUUUUUGUGGGUCUUUCCUAGUGGUAAAAAAACUCGGGCUAGUAAGCAUCUCUUUGCUUAAAAGCUUGUUAAGCAAACAAGACAAUUUUAAAUAAUUUAUUGUUUUUACCAAAUUUCUAAGGCCUCUUUUCUUACCAAGCCUAGUUUAAUUGGAGGAAAUGUCUGGAAACAAAUAAAACAUUCUUGGGAUCAUAUUCUAAGCCUUAUUAUUAACAUUGUACUUGAAAUGAUAGGUCAUUUUGCCUUGCUUAUUUGCCAAAACAGCCAUUUCUAAGUUCAGGAAAUUUUAAUGUAAGCCAAAAGCAUUCUUACUGUAUUUCAUUUUAGAUUGUAAGCUCAAUGUCAAACACUGUAUUGCUAAUUAUGUUUUUAUAUCGCAACCUUUGCAGUAUACUCUUGAUACUUAAUAAAUGUUCGUAAUUAA